GCUCUUCCGCAUCCAACUAGGGCUUGACCUACCUGACUCUAAACGGCGGAGGUUCGGCAGUCGCCGAUCUUUUCGAGCUCCAAUGGUGAAGUCCGUCGCCGGUGAAGAAACCCGGCUGAAAUCUGCCGAGGAUCGGCUAUCUCGAUCCUCAAUUACAGCCGAAGUUGGUAUCAUAAUAGGGAAGCUAAGCCUCCACCUGGAGCGAGGGUUUGUGUAUGAUUUGAUUCCUACUCCGCCCACUGAUGGUGGCGGCCCCGCGUGCUCGCUUAAAUUCGACACCGGAGGCUGGGACGGCAGGAAGAAGGGUUCAAAAGGCGGGAAAGCUUCUGCGGAGGCAAUUCCUUCACUUUUGAUCGACGGGGAGUGGGUGGCUGAACACGCUCGACAGGUUUCGAGAAUGCUUUUGGGUGGUAUGAGUGUUAUUGGGAUCUAUGUUUGGUCGUCGGAGGCCUCGUUUAAGGCGACAUCGGCUUCAGCACUCUCUCAGGCAGUCAGGGUGGUUGCUCAAGCCACGCCAAGUUUUGAAAGUGAAACAAAUGAAAGGCUUUUAAUUCACAUAUCUCAUAGCCCAAAAAGGUGGGCCUGUCGAAAUUGUGCAAUUACAUCAGUAGAUUUGCGGCCAUGUGAUUUCAAAAUGAGCAAGCUUUUACCAACGCUUCAAACAUAUAGGUGCAUGUACGGUUUUGACAUAAGGAUACCUGUUGAUGUGGUGUCCACUUCAAAUACUUUCAAGAAUGUCCUUCGUAGUGGCAUAUCUCGUCAUGCUAGAGAUCUGCAAAGCGCCCGAGCAUUAUUUGAUGGUAAAUUGGUUGCUGAGAAUCAACAAGUGACUUCUGACGGCUUGCAUAAUGUUGAGCUGCUUCUACCAUUCAAGGGUGAUGCACAACAUGGAAGUUCAGGUGAUGUUGCUGGUCUGCUUGUGUUUAGAGGAGCUAUAUGUGCUUAUGCAUACCUUAAUCCGAAGGAGCCUGCUUCACAAGCCAUAUCUGAUUUAAAGAAUGAUAUCAUAAACAGCUUGAAAGGCAGACUAGAUCUCGUUUUUGAGGAGGGAGAAGGUACAUUGGACAUGGCUUCUAAUGAUCUUGGGAAAGAAAGCGAUGAAAUGGUCUCCGGAAAGCCAAUCCAUCAACUUAUUUUGCAUGAAUUGAGGAAACCCCUGGUGCUCUCCUUCCCCAGAAGAGUUUUGGUACCUUGGCUAUCUGGCACUUUCAUAUGUGACUAUCUACUGUCUUCUGAAACUUUUGAGGACGUGAAAGACCGCUGCCGGGAAUUGUUGUCGAUGGAAGCUCCUGCAGAAUCUAUUGGGUUGCUGGAGCUGGAAACUGAAGCUGAGCCUCCAAUAGCUUCAUCAUUCUGGGAUGUGGUCCGUGGAAAUCCCAUAUCUUCCAAUGGAGAACCAAAGAACAAAACCCCUUCGAUACCAUUGAAAAAGUCAAAAUAUUUCAACUUUAAUCUUUAAAUUGCCCUUUUAAUUCUCCUGGUCGCUGUUUUCAUCGGUGGAUCUACUACAUUUUUCAAUCCAAGAAGGUAAAGUUCACUCACUUGGUCCGCCCAGAUGUUAUGUUGCUCUGCUUGGGUUGUAAUCCUAUUGUUUUAGGUGUAUUAAUUAUGCGGUCGGUGUUAAAUUUGUUAUGAUUUUUUUAUUUGGAAAUUUACAUUCAUACCACACAAUUUUUAUGUUUUUGCAUCUUUAACA
Messenger RNA from Phalaenopsis equestris, 1696 nucleotides. Its product is annotated as protein odr-4 homolog. Bases 83 to 1459 code for a protein of 458 amino acids. Gene Ontology annotation, cellular component: endomembrane system. The record is from RefSeq and is a predicted model, not a curated record. Gene Ontology annotation, biological process: intracellular protein localization. NCBI's taxonomy places the organism in Eukaryota, Viridiplantae, Streptophyta, Magnoliopsida, Asparagales, Orchidaceae. The transcript is spliced from 11 exons.